Messenger RNA from Anopheles arabiensis, 1968 nucleotides. It is a transcript of the gene wbl, whose product is annotated as protein windbeutel. NCBI's taxonomy places the organism in Eukaryota, Metazoa, Arthropoda, Insecta, Diptera, Culicidae. The record is from RefSeq and is a predicted model, not a curated record. Gene Ontology annotation, biological process: protein secretion. The coding region runs from base 308 to 1117 and encodes 269 amino acids. Gene Ontology annotation, cellular component: endoplasmic reticulum; endoplasmic reticulum lumen. The transcript is spliced from 2 exons.
ACACGCCUUCUUCUUGUUGUUUUCAGCCGGCAUCGGCAACUCCCCGCAGAGGCAGCUUUUUGUGCAGCUUUUUGUGCAAGUUAACAUUUAAUGUAAUUGAAAGAAAACCUAAUUUUUAUUAUUAGUUUAGUGUACAGUGAAACAAAAGCAGUUAGCGAAUUCAGUUGAAAAAGUAAAACAACGUGCUUGCGUUCGUGUGGAUGGCACAAUAAAGCGGACAGUUGCUGACAAAUUGUUUGCUUCCUGUGGAUUGUGGUCGACGCCUUCUUCUCGCUGCGGUACAGCACCUUCAGUGGUGGCAAGUGUCAUGAUGCGGUACGGCCCCCCAGUGCCGGUCGUUGCCCUUGCGCUGGUCGCUGCCAGCGCGCUAAUUGCCCCGACCGUCGCCUGGACCGCACGGGGCUGCGUCGAUCUCGACUCGUCCACGUUCGAUCUCGUGACGCGCAAGUUCCGGUACAGUAUCGUCAAGUUCGAUACCGCCUUCCCGUACGGCGACAAGCACGAGGCGUUUACCGGGCUCGCGCUCGAAACGGUCGGCACGACGGACGAGCUGCUGUUUGCGCUGGUCGGCAUCAAGGACUACGGCGAGCAGGACAAUGCCGACCUGGGCCGGCGGUUCGCCAUCCCGAAGGAGUACCCGGUGAUCAAGCUGUUCCACGGGGACGGUACGCCGCCGAUCGAUUUCGACCCGGCCGACGGCGAGGUGACGGGCGACAGCUUGCGCAAAUUUCUCAAGCGCCACACGCAGCUGUACAUCGGGCUGCCGGGGUGUACCGAGCGGCUGGACCGGCUGGCCCAGUCGUUCGUGGGCACGGCGGAGCCGGCGGAAUGGCGCACUCUGAUCGAGCAGGUCGAGCGGGCCGAGCGGGCAGAGCCGGACGCGGCCAGCCGAGCGCCCUACCCGAUGUAUCUGUCGCUGAUGCGCAAGAUCGUGAAAGAGGCGGACGGGGGGCGGCGGACAGCCGGCGAGGUGGUGGCCGACGAGAUGAAGCGUGUCGAGAAGCUGCUGGCCGGGAAGCUGAGCGACGCGAAGCGGGCGGAGCUGAAGCUGCGCCUGAACGUGAUGCUGUCGUUCGGCGGGUCGUCGAGCGGCAAACCCGAACGGGCGGAGCUGUAGAACGAAUAAAGGCUGCACGUGCGCCCGUGCGCAUCUGCGUUCGAGAAACGUAACGGGAACACAACGGAUUGUGUGGUUUGUCAGUUGAGAAUCGAUUCGUUUGGGGAGGGAAAGGUUGAAAAGUGUCCCUUUUGGCUUUAUUGCAGAGCUAAAGUUUUUCUUGGUCGGGAAAUUUGUUGCAAAAAUCAGUCAAACAUGAAAAAUAUGGUUAAUUUCUACCUCCCAGUAUGAUUGGUUGGUACACGGAGAGAGUCGGAGGAGCUGCUUGGCACUGUGUUAGCAUCCGCCUUGUCGGAUGCGAAUUAUUCUGGGCAGCCAACCUAACCACAUAAGCAACAUAGAAAACAAAAAAACAAAAAGAAAAAGAAACCCUCUAAGUACUUAUCAUGAGAUCGCAAAAUUUCAACUACAAUUAACACAACCCUGUAGGGAGGGAUCUCGAAAAAGAGGAGCUAAUGUUUCACACACGCCGUUCUUGUUAGCACCCCCUUCAUCUUGCACCGGCAGCGGGCAAUGGACGGAUGGGCACGGCCAGCCACGCUCUGCGGCGUACGCCUAUUGCCUCGCUCGCUCCCCGCAGCAUGAUUUCUCCUUUCGCCGGUGCGGCCACAUGCAAGCAAACAUUCCUUACCGUCGCGAGCGCGAUGUGAGGUGAGAAUCGCUGGAAGCCGAACCGAUGGCCGAAGAAGCGGUGCAUGAGAAGAAAGCAAAACUAUGCUGCCAAUGCAAAACCGUUCCGGAAAGGAAGCGAAAGACAAGUGCUUGCGCGAGAAGAGAAAAAACUUCCAUCCGGAGAAAAAAAAAAGAGAGAGAGAGAGAGAGAGAGAGAGAGAGAAGAAAGAGCAAAAAAA